Molecule: messenger RNA, 798 nt
Organism: Didymodactylos carnosus
Lineage: Eukaryota; Metazoa; Rotifera; Eurotatoria; Philodinida; Philodinidae
Source: the annotation of a GenBank genome assembly
AUGGUUAAGGCUGCCAAUAUUUUAUUCGCAGCAUAUCCAAAUCCGACCGUCUAUGGUGUUUUGGCCUAUUCGAAUCUCCCAAAAACUACAUAUCCGCCUGCUGCACAAAUAGCAAAUCCGCAAGACACUCAAAUUAUCCUUACAUCAACCGUUCAGAGCAAUAAUUUUAUCGAUGAACAGGAUUUACAUCCUUAUGACAAAAACGAUAAACCUCCGGCAAAGGCGACUAUAACAGCGGUUUUGAACAUUACGUUUCUUCCGGUUUCAGCCACUUCUGCUCAGGCAGCAUUCCAGGGUAAAGGUGCUCCAGGGUUCUACAAACAUUUGGCCACUUCAACUUUAUUUUCCUACGCACAACACAAUAAAGCACUUCCAAAGUACUCCAAUAAUAUCUACGUCAAGAAGGGUGACGUUGUCGAUAUAGUUUUCAACUGCUUACGAGGCCAGCAUCCGCUUCACAUACAUGGUCAUACUUUCUGGGUUAUUUCAAAUCAAAAACAAUUCGCGGGCAAUUACAAAGCAUCAACUGCGUUUAACGUGAAAAAUCCCGUUCGUCGAGACACAUUUACUGUACAGUCAGAGAGUAAUGCAGUCAUACGGUUUGUCGCAGAUAAUCCUGGUGUAUGGAUUUUCCAUUGUCACAUCGAUUGGCAUUUAGCUGGUGGAAUGGCCUUCACAAUCGCCUAUGACAACAAGGAUAUUCAAGCGCUAUAUCCCUUAAGAGUCACCAAGAAAAAGAACAAAAAAGGCAAGAAGGCAACCAAAGUAGUAGAACCACUGACAAAAUGUCCUACUUAA